AUGAUGGAACCUGAGGCCAGAAGAGGAGAAAGGCCCAUCUACAGAAAGCCAUAUCUAGCUUAUAUUGGUCAAAUACCUCUAUCCGUGGGCUUUAAGGUACCAAACUUCACCUUGUUCAACGAAGAGGACACCCAUGCUUCAUCAGUUGAGCAUAUAGGCAGAUUCUCUGUCCAGUGCAUAGCCAUAGAAAAUAAUCCUCUACUAAAACUAAGGCUUUUUGGAAAUUCUCUCUCUGGACAAGCCUUCACUUGGUAUACUAGCUUACUAGCCAAUUCUGUUCAAACUUGGGAACAUAUGGAAAAUGUCUUCCACGACUAUUAUUUCAGGAUUCAACCAGAAGUCACCAUCAGUGAUCUUGUUGCCCUCAAACAAAGUGAAGAUGAGCCUGCCCAAGACUUCAUAACCAGGUUCAGAAAGCUCAAAAUGAAAUGCUGA
Molecule: messenger RNA, 435 nt
Organism: Prunus armeniaca (apricot)
Lineage: Eukaryota; Viridiplantae; Streptophyta; Magnoliopsida; Rosales; Rosaceae
Source: the annotation of a GenBank genome assembly